UCGACUCCCCUGUUAAUCUCUUUGCGUUAGCGCUUUAGCUACUUGCUACAAAAAUAGCACUGAAGUCACAGCGCUAUCUACACACUUUCCCAACCAGAAGUGGGAUAUCCACGGCUGAAAAUGGCCUCGCUGGGGGAGCCGGUACGAUUAGAAAGAGACAUUUCUCGUGCCAUAGAGCUGCUGGACAAACUCCAGAGAACCGGAGAAGUACCACCUCAGAAGCUGCAGGCCCUACAGAGGGUUUUGCAAAGCGAGUUCUGCAACGCUGUACGAGAGGUUUAUGAACAUGUGUAUGAGACAGUGGACAUUAACAGCAGUCCAGAGGUCAGAGCCAAUGCCACAGCAAAGGCCACAGUAGCAGCGUUUGCUGCAAGCGAAGGACACUCCCACCCUCGUGUGGUGGAGCUGCCAAAAACUGAGGAAGGCCUCGGUUUCAACAUCAUGGGAGGUAAAGAGCAGAACUCACCCAUCUACAUCUCGCGCAUCAUCCCAGGAGGUAUUGCCGAUCGUCACGGUGGCCUCAAGAGAGGAGACCAGCUGCUCUCGGUCAACGGAGUGAGUGUGGAAGGGGAGCACCAUGAGAAGGCAGUGGAGCUCUUAAAAGCAGCUCAGGGCACAGUCAAGCUUGUGGUCCGCUACACUCCUAAAGUGCUGGAGGAAAUGGAGUCUCGGUUUGAAAAGAUGCGAUCUGCCAAACGCAGCCAAAAGAACAGCUACCAGUAGGGUACGCAGUAGGGUAACCUGCCUGUGGCCCUCAUGUCAUGUCUCUCUCUCUUUCUCUCUCUUUCUCUCUUUUUCUAUUUUUCUAUCUUUCUCUCUUCCUUUCUACCCAGGGCUUGGACACACAUACGGCACUUCUCUUUUCUGCUUUUAUGGAAUUUUCUAAAACUUCCCUACCACUUCAAGUUUGAGCACACAAGUUUUUUCACUGUUUUAUGGAAAUAAACACUACUAUUCCCCACAACACACACAUACAUACCCCACCCACCCCCACCCAUGGUGAUACAAACCUGGUGAUGUACAUCACUCUGUGUCAGGUGAAGGUUGAGGGGCAGGAUUGCAAGGGGACCAUCUCCGUUUCGCUUCUGAGGUCAUUUAAAUGAAACGCUAAAUGUUUAAAAAGUGCCUCAAGAGCUUAAAGAAAACUGUACUAGCUCUCUAGAACCAUUUGGAUUGUAUGUUGAAUGCACAUUCAUCUUCUAAAGACUUGAACACCCAGGGUAACAUUAAGCAGUAUAAGCAGGGUGUCGGAAGUAGAAAUUAGAGGUCAUAUUUCACUUGAAAGAGUUUGUGUCAAGGACAAACAAUGUGUGUCAUACCGCUCAACAAGCAAAAACACUAUCAUUUUAUCACUAUCUUGUUUUAUCGUAGUUUCUUUUAUAGUUAUAAAAAUUUUUUUCAUGGAGUUAGGGGGUGAAUAUUUAUUUUUAAUCACAUGUCAGUGAUUUAGUUUCACUGGGUUAGGGCUUAUAUAUUUAAAAAAAAAUCCUGUUUUUGUUACUAGGUUUCUUUCUACCCUUCCCCUCGAACUAGUUCUUUCAGCAUUUCUGAUUUCUACUCACAAUGAAGCGACAAGAGUAUGUAGAAGGAUUGGUGAAGUAGUGACUGCUAAGCACUGACUCCCUUCACACUGAAAACUCGGGUGACAAUAUUUAAUUACACUGAGAUAUUUAUUUCUUUUAUAUGUACCCUAGACAUAUUUUGUAGCACACGAAUUCUAUUAUGUAUAUGCUGUAGCUUAGGAUUUAUUUGCUGUUCCUAUCGCCAGUAAAAAAAAAAUGUAAUUUUUUUUUUUCUUUAGUGAAUCUGAUUUGUAGUUUUACUAUGUUUAGUCUUUAAGCCCCUGAUUAUUUUUCAUUCACUUCACUGAGCAAGAUUCGUUAUUGAGUGAACAUACAUAAAGGUGAAGGUUCUCUUCAUCCUGCUCAUUCAUCUCACGGCAAUAUUUGUACCGAUUCAAAAAUCAUUCCACGACCGUGUCGCACUUUCACACGUGUGCUCAUUGUGCUCAUAGUUAAGCCAAGUUAAUGUUUCUUACCUGUUUUAAGCUUAAACGCACGUAUUUUAACUGUCACAAUUAAAAGAAAACAUCUAUUAUUCUGUCUCACGAAAUAUUUAGCAUGUUUCUGAUUGUAGACGUUCAUUAAUCAGAGAGAGAUGCGAGGAAAGGUGGUCUAAUCUCUUGCGUUAAAAAAAACAAAACAAAUGCCAUCUUGUAAUUACAACUGUUCAGUCUUCCUCAGAAAGCAUUCUGGAAAAUGAAAGAGUUGGAUGCUUUGUUGUUCUCUGAAGUUUUGGGAGCUCAGGUUGCAUUUCUCCAUCCCUGACUUCCUCUGACAUUUCACGACCUGAAGUUACACUAAGCAAUAAAGCUCGCUCUUCGUUCUCCAGCCCCUCGCUAUUAAAUCUGCGUCAUUGUUCACUUUUGAAAGGCUUACUUGCUAUUUUUGUACCACCAUUUUCUUAUGAUGUUUUGCUUGCCUUUUUUGAUAAAUUUUAUUCACAGAAUUUUUUUUCCAAGGAAUUAUUUGUAUUGCUUUUCUGAGGACAUUGUCCCAUUGUUUUUCGAGUACAAAGACCAAACGUGCAAUUUUUCUGACAGCUAUUUGAUAUCAUGUUGAAUGUCCCGUAUGCUAGUUUGGGAAUGUUGCUUUAACGAGCCUAAAUAUUACUGUAUCAUUUUAACAUUGCUGUUCUUUCCUGGUGAACUGUCUUACAUGUAAUGUAGAUGCAUAGAAUGAAAUAUUACUACUUGGGUUUACUUCAGAGUAACGAAUUCAUGCUGCACAAAAUAAAUUACACAGAAAUGUUG
Molecule: messenger RNA, 2812 nt
Organism: Tachysurus fulvidraco (yellow catfish)
Lineage: Eukaryota; Metazoa; Chordata; Actinopteri; Siluriformes; Bagridae
Gene: lin7c
Product: lin-7 homolog C (C. elegans)
Exons: 5
Coding region: 121-723 (200 amino acids)
Biological process (GO): protein localization to basolateral plasma membrane; maintenance of epithelial cell apical/basal polarity; neurotransmitter secretion
Cellular component (GO): basolateral plasma membrane; MPP7-DLG1-LIN7 complex; synapse
Molecular function (GO): L27 domain binding
Source: RefSeq, a predicted model, not a curated record